Pseudonaja textilis is the source of this 1227-nucleotide messenger RNA. Lineage: Eukaryota; Metazoa; Chordata; Lepidosauria; Squamata; Elapidae. The record is from RefSeq and is a predicted model, not a curated record.
AUGUGUCCUGCCCCUUGGUACAAGGAAAAAUUACCUUCCAAGUGCUUUCAAAAGCAGGCCAGUAAUAAAGAGAGAUUCUCGGAUUCUCUCAACGGUCAGCGAUGGAGAUUCCUGAAAAGUGGCCUGGAUGAUUUCAGAAGUGGGUGUCCUCCACCUUCGGGCAGCCUAAUAAUUCAAGGCACAAAAGGGCCCGCUCCGAUCAUCCUACAGUAUAAGAAACUGGAUCCUUCGCAGAUUGUCCCUUACAAAUCCAGAGGUUUGCUGAGGAAACGCACAGCGGUUCACUCCAGACUCCCUACACCUCUGAAAUCCAAGAUGGACUCCAAGCUCACCCAGGAGCAGCACCCACUGGCACUGUAUCCACACCUGGAAGAGAGUGUGCCUCCAGAGCUUUUUGAUGAUGUGAUGAAGCUCCUGGAUCCUGGGAUGGAGCUGACUCGAACAACGCCGGAUUAUAGUAAAGACGAUUUGACCAUCUCUUCGCCUACUCAAUAUCACAUCAGAUAUGAUGUGCCCCCAAACAGAAGCUACAGUGCCACCCUUCCCUGGGUGCAAAAAAAGAAGAACCCUUACACGUGGUUUAGUAAGAAAGAAGUGGCCCAGAGGCAACAGGCAGCCAAAAUAGAUUACGUUCCACCCCUGGAUGAAAACGUCAAGAGGGUGACAAAGGAAUUUUGUGAAUGGGUUAAUGAAAUGGGAGGAGACAAGUACAACAUUGAUGAAGACACCAUCAUGAAACUCUUUGACACGAGGUACGAAAGCGAUAUCAAGACAGCUACACCCAUUAAAAUAGUGGAGCUCUAUCAAAUACCAGCAGAGCUGAGACAAUAUCUGGGGGGGCAUCCGGUCCAGAAGAGGAUUCCCACAAAGCUAACCCCUUCUGAGCCCAAAUGGGAAAAGAUUAAAUAUGGAGCCUGGUACCUUCCUCCAAAGACAUGGAAAAAGAAACGAGCAACUGAGAAGGAAGAAAUUCCAGAAUGUCUACAAAUCUUCCUGAAGGCCAGGAAGAAGAUUGUCCAAAAGGCAGAAUUAGAAUCGUCACUGCACGGGACGUAUGCCUUUGAACAAUUCCUCGAAACCAAAGGUUACAGGAAGCCUCAGUUUCUUCUGCAGAUGUUGGCUGCAUGUCAUUCUGACAAGAUAGCAGAAGACAGCGAGCUUCUCUCCAGGAAACUUUCGAUGAAGGUCCUUCAAGAAUUUAGAUCACAGUCUUUGGCGACCAUUUAA